GUGCUCGGUCCCGGCUUGCGGCCUUGUGAGCAGGAGGUGCAGGCGGACGUCGAGUGUGGUUACGCGGGAACUGGCGCAAUCCAUAAACAUCCGCGCCUCCAUCGCCUCGCGCCGUCCAUGAUCGACACGGGAAGUGCUGUAAUCGCGUUGGUGUUGCUGUGACAAGUGGUCAUUCAAGAUGUUUCUCUACAAUCUGACCCUGCAGAGAGCAAGCGGCAUCACACACGCCAUCCAUGGGAACUUCUCUGGGACCAAGCAGCAGGAGAUUGUCAUCUCCCAUGGCAAGAUCCUGGAGUUGUUGCGGCCUGACCCCAACACGGGGAAGGUGCACACCCUGCUCACGGUGGAGAUCUUUGGGGUCAUCCGCUCCCUGAUGGCAUUCAGGCUGACUGGUGGCACCAAAGACUACGUCGUGGUGGGGACCGAUUCGGGCAGGAUCGUCAUUCUGGAGUACCAGCCAUCUAAGAAUGCCUUCGAUAAGGUGCACCAGGAGACCUUUGGCAAGAGUGGUUGCCGACGCAUUGUGCCAGGCCAAUUCCUUGCCGUCGACCCCAAGGGCAGGGCCGUCAUGAUUGGCGCGAUUGAGAAACAGAAGCUGGUGUAUAUCCUGAAUCGUGAUGCUGCUGCCAGGCUGACCAUCUCGUCUCCUCUGGAGGCUCACAAGGCCAACACACUGGUGUACCACGUCGUGGGCGUUGAUGUGGGCUUUGAGAACCCUAUGUUUGCCUGUCUGGAGAUGGAUUAUGAAGAGGCGGAUGUCGAUCCCUCUGGAGAGGCCGCUGCCAACACCCAGCAGACUCUAACCUUCUACGAGCUGGAUCUGGGUCUGAACCAUGUGGUGCGGAAGUACAGUGAGCCCUUGGAGGAGCAUGGGAAUUUCUUAAUCCCUGUUCCUGGUGGUGCGGAUGGACCCAGUGGUGUAUUGAUCUGCUCAGAAAACUACAUCACUUACAAAAAUUUUGGAGACCAGCCUGACAUCAGAUGUCCCAUUCCGAGGAGACGGAAUGACCUGGAUGAUCCAGAGCGUGGAAUGAUCUUUGUCUGCGCUGCCACUCACAAGACAAAGUCCAUGUUUUUUUUCUUGGUCCAAACUGAGCAGGGUGACAUCUUUAAAGUUACGUUGGAGACUGAUGAGGACAUGGUGACUGAGAUCAGGAUGAAGUAUUUUGACACGGUGCCUGUGGCAACUGCCAUGUGUGUUCUUAAAACCGGUUUUCUCUUUGUGGCCUCCGAGUUUGGAAAUCAUUACCUGUAUCAGAUUGCCCACCUGGGAGAUGAUGACGAAGAGCCAGAGUUCUCUUCGGCCAUGCCAUUGGAAGAAGGCGACACUUUUUUCUUCCAAGUACGGCUCCUCAAGAACCUGGUGUUAGUGGAUGAGCUGGACAGCCUCUCUCCAAUCAUGGCCUGCCAGAUCGCGGAUUUGGCGAACGAGGAUACACCUCAGAUGUAUGUUGCCUGUGGGCGCGGACCACGUUCUUCCUUGCGUGUGCUUAGGCAUGGGCUUGAGGUGUCUGAGAUGGCUGUGUCCGAACUUCCUGGUAACCCAAAUGCUGUGUGGACCGUCAGGAAGCACAUUGAGGAGGAAUAUGACGCGUACAUCAUCGUGUCAUUCGUAAACGCCACGCUGGUGCUGUCCAUCGGAGAGACUGUGGAGGAAGUCACAGACUCCGGUUUCCUGGGCACCACACCCACGUUAUCGUGCUCGCUGCUUGGCGAAGAUGCCCUCGUACAGGUGUACCCAGAUGGCAUUCGUCACAUUCGUGCAGACAAGCGAGUAAAUGAGUGGAAAACGCCAGGGAAGAAGGCGAUUGUGAAGUGUGCAGUGAACCAGCGGCAAGUGGUGAUUGCUCUCAGUGGUGGAGAGCUUGUCUACUUUGAAAUGGACCCGUCUGGACAGCUGAAUGAGUACACGGAGCGGAAGGAGAUGUCUGCGGACGUCGUCUGCAUGAGCCUGGCAAAUGUACCAUCCGGGGAGCAGCGCUCGCGCUUCUUGGCUGUUGGUCUGGUGGACAACACCGUGCGCAUCAUCUCUCUGGACCCUUCGGACUGCCUGCAGCCGCUGAGUAUGCAGGCUCUCCCAGCCCAGCCUGAGGCACUUUGCAUUGUGGAGAUGGGUGGUGCUGAGAAGCAAGACGAGUCUGGAGAGAAGGGUUCUCUUGGAGGACUCUACCUCAACAUUGGCCUACAGAAUGGUGUCCUGUUGCGGACAGUUUUGGACACAGUGACAGGGGACUUGUCCGACACCAGGACGCGAUAUCUGGGCUCCCGACCCGUUAAGCUCUUCCGUGUCCUCAUGCAGGGACAAGAGGCCGUGUUGGCCAUGUCCAGCCGAUCCUGGCUCAGCUACUCGUACCAAUCGCGCUUCCAUCUCACCCCGUUGUCCUAUGAGACGCUGGAGUAUGCCUCUUGUUUUGCAUCCGAGCAGUGCCCUGAGGGCAUUGUGGCUAUUUCUACAAACACCCUGAGGAUUUUGGCUUUGGAGAAGCUCGGUGCGGUGUUUAACCAGGUGUCAACGCCACUGCAGUACACGCCACGCAAGUUCGUCAUCCAUCCUGACAGCAACAACCUCAUCAUCAUCGAGACGGACCACAAUGCUUACACAGAGGCCACCAAGGCUCAGCGCAAACAACAAAUGGCAGAGGAAAUGGUGGAGGCAGCAGGUGAGGAAGAGCGGGAGCUGGCGGCAGAGAUGGCUGCUGCCUUCCUCAACGAGAACCUACCUGAGACCACGUUUGGCGCGCCCAAGGCAGGCAGCGGUCAGUGGGCCUCUGUGGUGAGGGCCCUCAACCCCAUCCAGGGCAACACGUUAGAGCUUGUCCAACUGGAACAAAAUGAGGCUGCCUUCAGCGUGGCCGUGCUGAAAUUUUCAAAUGGCGGAGACGAUUGGUACGUGCUGGUGGGUGUGGCCAAGGAUUUGAUCCUCGCGCCACGUUCUGUUGCUGGUGGAUUCAUCUACACGUACAAGCUUGUGGAGGACGGAGAGAAAUUUCAAUUUGUUCAUAAGACGCCAGUUGAAGAUGUACCAGCGGCCAUUGCACCCUUUCAAGGCAGAGUACUCAUCGGGGUAGGGAAACUGCUUCGCCUGUACGACCUGGGAAAGAAGAAACUGCUCAGGAAGUGUGAGAACAAGCACGUCGCCAACUUCAUCGUGGGCAUCCACACGGUUGGGCAGCGUGUAAUUGUGUCGGAUAUCCAAGAGAGCUUCUUUUGGGUACGCUACAAGCGGAAUGAGAACCAGCUCAUCAUCUUUGCCGACGACACGAUGCCUCGGUGGAUCACCACUGCCUGGCAGCUCGACUACGACACCAUGGCUGCCGCAGACAAGUUUGGCAACAUCGCUGUGGUACGACUUCCUCCAAAUAUCAAUGAUGACGUGGACGAGGAUCCCACGGGAAACAAGGCGUUGUGGGACAGAGGAAUUCUCAAUGGCGCCUCGCAAAAGGCUGAAAUCAUAAUGAACUACCAUGUGGGAGAGACAUGCCUCUCGCUGCAGAAAGCUACACUCAUUCCAGGCGGUUCUGAGUCCCUGGUAUACACUACUCUGUCGGGUGGGGUGGGCAUCCUGGUGCCCUUCACCUCGCACGAGGACCAUGAUUUUUUCCAACAUCUGGAAAUGCACAUGAGGGCAGAACACCCGCCUCUCUGUGGCCGUGACCACCUUAGCUACCGCUCCUACUACUUCCCUGUCAAGAAUGUGAUCGACGGGGACCUAUGUGAACAGUUUAACUCGAUGGACCCUGCAAAGCAGCGCAGUGUGGCUGAGGAACUGGACCGGACACCAGCUGAAGUCUCCAAGAAGCUGGAGGACAUACGCACUCGAUAUGCCUUUUAGAGGGACUGUGCUUAUUGUUAAUGCACAGUCCACACGCUUCACCUUGUUGAUUGUUUUUUUUACUUAAAGUAGCGCUUGGUUGUGACAUAAAGCGUAUCUCUGUUAUACAGCGUAAAUAAUUAAAUGUAAUAUUUUCAUAAGGUAUGGUGGACGAUCGCAUUUGUUCAAUGUGAUGGAUAUUUUUUUGUUCACUACUUUGUACACAAACCUUGUAGGGAAUGGGAUUACGUACAAAGUAAUUUAUUGAUAGUUUUCAUGGAGCUGAUGGGAUUUGUAGUAGAAUUUUGUAAAUAAUGUUUCAUGCGAAGCAGUGGAAGAAUCCUAUGUACAAUUGUUUUUACAGCUGUUGAAAAUAAAUUUACCAAACUAU
Messenger RNA from Petromyzon marinus (sea lamprey), 4202 nucleotides. It is a transcript of the gene SF3B3, whose product is annotated as splicing factor 3b subunit 3. Lineage: Eukaryota; Metazoa; Chordata; Hyperoartia; Petromyzontiformes; Petromyzontidae. Gene Ontology annotation, molecular function: protein binding; nucleic acid binding. The record is from RefSeq and is a predicted model, not a curated record. Gene Ontology annotation, cellular component: nucleus.